GAGGCCGCGUGAGGCAACCACUCUAGCCGACGCCGCUCCACCGUAUGGUCGGAGCGUCUCAGUAGCCGUGUGCACGCGUGUGAGAGUGUGUGGGGUAGUUGUAGUCUAUAGCUGGGAGCCCCUCGACGCACCGGAGCGCCCCCGACACGAGGGCACAGGCCUGACACAACCUUCAUCCGAUUAAUUGAUUCAAACGACAGGAGAUCAGAGAGCGUGAAGGACACUCCCGAGGGAUGGCUUGCUCCAUCAGGACAGUGGUCGGCUGCGGCAUCUUCCUCGCUAUUGUCGACAUUAUUCACGGGCUGUGCACGGUGGGCUUCUACGGCUACCGCUUCAUCUCCUUCUACUUCUACUUGUGUCCCAGAGAGCUGGAUAUCGCAUAUUGCCAGAACAAGAUCUACAUCUACGAACAGCUGUUUACGUUCCGCACUUACAUCGGUCUGGGCGAGGGGGGCGUGACUCCUCUCUUUGACAUUAUCUACAUCAUCGCUCUGGUCAAGCACAAGCCGUGGCUCACAUGGUUCUGGCUCAUCAAGGCCUUCGGCUCCAUGGGCAUCAACGUCUUCUACAUCAGCUCCUGGAUGGUGCGACGGAUCAGCUUCCAGCACAUCACCUACCAGCCUGAGUACUUCGAGCAACAGUUCCUGGUGGCAGGGAUCACCCUCAGCAUCGCCCAACUCAUCAUCACCGUCAUCUUCUGCAUCAUCGCCGGCAUCUUCACCUACAAGGUGGCUGAGGAGCGAACUCGCAGCAGGAGGAGUCUGCACAAGAGCCCCAAGCUGAAGAAGCACGGACGAGCAACAGCGCCACCUCUCAGUAACUACGGCGACGAUGACGAUGACGAUGCCACGUCGACCAUGCGAGCGGGCACGGACCGUCACUUCACCAACCACGGCCUCGCCGACAGCACCAGCAAGCUGCCCCUCCCCGGCUCCAAUACCAGCCUCGAUAAAAAGAGCUGGGCAGAGGUCAGCCCGCAUACCGCCGUCUAAGGCGAACCCAGGUCGGGUGAGGGUCACCCUUUUGGCGUGUAAAUGCUUCCAAAUAUGAUUUCUGGCACCUACCAUAAGUGCCUCCCCUGUCCAGCGGCAGGGUUAGGACAUGGUGAAAGGAUCUAUGUUCUAAGUUAUACAGUUACGGUUUAAGAUAAGCUGUAUGUGCCUAAUCACUUCCUCAGACAUGGCAAUAUUAGUCACGGGAGGUCAGACACAUUUUCUGAUACUCGCACGAUGACAAGCCCGAGUCGAGACAGCCAGGAAACUCACCAGAACAUCAUCUGAACUACACAAAAAAUCUCGUUUCUCUGCGUCAGUACCCAAAAGGCGAAGCGUCCCAUGCACGAUGUGUUAAUCCACUCACCAAACCAGAUUUCACUUUGGCGUUAAAAGCAUGUAACUGAGUUCCUCCCCCGUCAAUUACCUUCCACCAUCCCUCUGUGCGUAGCUCAUUAGGGUGGAAAGCGUACUACCCCUCUUGUCAGGUACCUAACGAGGCUGUCACACCAUCCAACUCUGCUUUGCCAGCCUCUCUGACGGUAGAGUGGAGGCUGCGAGCGGGAGACAGAGAAAGAGAUAGAGUGAGAGAGAGACUCUGAAGGCUGCCAUUUCUCUGUGUCUCUCUGCACUGUACAAAGUCCCCUAAAGACUCGGCAUUAUUUUAGAAAGACAUGAAGCAUUUAUUAUAUUAUCUCUUAUGUAUGUUAUUUUAUUGUAUCAACUCUGUAAAGAGAGAGAGAGAGAGAGAGAGAGAGAGAGAGAGAGAGAGAGAGAGAGAGAGAGAGAGAGAGAGAGAGAGAGAGAGAGAGAGAGAGA
Messenger RNA from Procambarus clarkii (red swamp crayfish), 1811 nucleotides. RefSeq lists its product as uncharacterized. The record is from RefSeq and is a predicted model, not a curated record. Lineage: Eukaryota; Metazoa; Arthropoda; Malacostraca; Decapoda; Cambaridae.